This is a messenger RNA of Pisolithus orientalis, 1646 nucleotides long. Its product is annotated as Inosine/uridine-preferring nucleoside hydrolase domain-containing protein. Gene Ontology annotation, molecular function: purine nucleosidase activity. The transcript is spliced from 6 exons. Gene Ontology annotation, cellular component: cytosol. Gene Ontology annotation, biological process: purine nucleoside catabolic process. The record is from RefSeq and is a predicted model, not a curated record. NCBI's taxonomy places the organism in Eukaryota, Fungi, Basidiomycota, Agaricomycetes, Boletales, Pisolithaceae. The coding region runs from base 375 to 1451 and encodes 358 amino acids.
GGUAUUUAACCGCAACAGCCAGCGACGACAGCGCAUCACGGCGUGCAGAUGUGAAUUCACGGGGCCUUCAUGUAGUGCAUGUGCACUUUUAUGCUCGACCACUGAGGUGAUCUACAGUUUGUAGUAUUGACAUCUUUUUGAGAUCCCGUGUGCACGUUACAAGAGAUCGAUAGUACGUGACGCCGAACUUCAGCUUUGAACUUUUAAGUAGCACGUCUCAGCACCGACCUACAAGCCAUGUCGCACGUCUGGCCGUACGGCGAUCGCCACUUACGAGUCCGAAAGCCCUAAUCAGCGAAUCGAUCGUCGUUCCCCAGAAUUGCAUGCCAGCUUAAGAUUCUUAUUCGGUUAACAUCUCCGAAACCACUACGAACAUGCAGUACGUCUGGUUGGACGCUGAUCCAGGGCACGACGACGUAACAGCCAUUUUACUAGCUGUCUACCUCGACAACAUCAAGCUCCUGGGAAUUUCGACAGUCCAUGGAAACUCUUCUGCUUAUUGGACCGGUGUCAAUGCAGCAAGAGCCCUUUACGCCUUCAAUGCACCCGACGAUAUCAAGGUCUAUCCAGGUGCCGUGAAACCAUUGACGAGGGAAGCACGAUAUGCACCAAACAUCCAUGGCGAGGACGGUCUUGGUGGUGUCGUCGGCCUUCCCCCGCCAGACAGCCCCGAGGCCCAAGCGCGCUUUGCUGUUCGCGAAGAUGGGACUGCCAUAUCUGCCCCCGAGGGUAUGGUCACGGCGAUCAAAGAAACUUGGAAAAAUGGCGCCGGACAUAAGGUUUCGGUGGUCUCUUCUGGCCCAUUGACCAACAUCGCCCUCUUUAUCCUCACACAUCCCGACCUUCUGGAAGCCGUCGAGCACUUCGUUUUCAUGGGUGGGGGCAUCGGUCUCGGGAAUGUCACCCCGGCGGCAGAGUUUAACAUCAUGUGUGACCCCGAAGCCGCCCAGGUAGUUCUCAACUGCCCAGUGAAGACAGUCAUGGUUCCUCUUAAUGUAACCCACACAGCCGUAGUAACGGAUUCCGUUCAUAAACGCUUGUGUGCAGCGACGGUAGCCCAAGAAGCUGGCAAAAACGACGUCACAGUCCCGCCGACUGGUCUCAGAUCAAUGUUGUCUUCCCUGAUCACCUUCUUUGCGCACACGUACAGGGAAGUCUACGGUUUCGACGAUGGCCCACCCCUUCAUGACGCACUUACCGUGGCCUAUGUUUCCAAUCCCAACCUAUUUAAGAGCAAGCGAUACCGCGUAGAUGUGGAGCUCUACGGCCGACACACCACAGGAGAGACGGUUGCCGACAUAUGGGAUUACCAGCGGUGUGACGAUACUUGGGGUGCAACAGGCAAGAACUGUCUGGUAUUGGAAUCCCUGGAGGUAGAACGAUUCUUUGACGUACUCCUGGAUUGCAUUGACCGCUGUGAUCAAGUCUCGCCACUUAAUGCCAAGCCAUAAUAAUUGAAUUUUGGGCCUGUAUAUACCCAUAUCCUUGCCGCAUUGUGAUAUAGAUACAUGUACCCCCCUAUGAUGCGAAUAUAAGGACACCAGCCAUGCAGGUCAAAUCUAGUAGUUAUCUCAAUAGUAAGCAUUAGCCUAUAGUAGCAAUUCUAUUAGGAAACCUAUACAGGUCCAACACUACCACGCUGUAGA